UAAAAAAGCUUGAAUAGAUCUGAAAUGAUAGUUGUGACGAGGGGACAAAGUUGGAAGAUGCUGGUGGCGGAGUGAUUGAUGUCGCAUAAAUCCAAUCCGGGAGAUAUCAAAACUCCAUUCAUCUCAAAAUAUCAAAUCUGAAAUCUAAUUUUGAUAUAUGUCAUAAAUGGUUGUGAUAUCUGGAGAUAUAGAUGAUUCGAGAGAUACCAGGAAUGAAAACCAAGUGUGGCAACCACCAUGGAAGAAGUGAAGAAGAUGCACAAUUCGAGAAAAGGGAAAGCUAAAGCCACCUUCGACAGUUUGAGCUCACGUGGUUCUCAAGGAAGACACCUCGUCUCUUCCUUCUCUACUAUCCCUGAUCAAUUCGUGGGCGACGCUAUGACGGAUCAAGAAUUCGAACAGUAUUUCGGAGGUAGAACCGACGCCAAUCUUCAAAUUCUUAAAGAUAUAUUCGAGGACAUUGAUGAAGCAGAAAUGGACGUGGAGCCUAUACUGCAGAGCAACAAUCCUACCGAGGCCGACAAGGAGGCAGGUGAGCCCGAGACCUCUCAAGGUCCAGGAAAAGCUGCGGCGAAUUUGAGGGCAAAUGUUGAGAAGGCGAAAACAAUAAAAUUUUUGUUGGGGCUAGAUGAUGAGCAGUUUGGCACUCUUUGUGGACAAAUCUUGGGUUCUCAACCUCUCGCAGAUUUAAACACAUCUUUUUAUCUUAUCACCCAAGAGGAGCGUCACCAUAGCGUUGUACGUGCUCGGGAUGAUUAUACAGACGCUAUGGCGUUUUCCGCUCCACGCACCGUGCCCAACACAUACCAGUGCACUCAUUGCGGUAAACAAGGACAUACAGCAGAUCGAUGUUACUUGAUUAUUGGGUUUCCGUCUUCGGGCCGAGGACGUGGUCGCACUUCAUCAAACCGAGGGGGAGGACGUAGCAAUCGUGGUGGCCAAACUUCUGCCCAGCCGCCACCCUCCAUUGCCGGGCAGUCCAGCAACCCAGCGACCUCGGCGAGAGCAUCCACGGCCAAUGUCGUGACUGAUGUGCCCAACUCCCUCUCUGCCAUGUCUUCGGAUCAAAUUGCACGCCUCUUUUCCAUGCUUGAUUCCACCCCUUCGUCAUCUGAUAAACUCCAAGAAAUGAAAAGGAACAAAGUGGUAGUGAAAAAAGGUGACGAUGAAUCUUCACAAAACACAACAACUUCAUCAUACGUUGUCCGCACCAUUAGGUACGCAGAGUGCCAAAGGAAUGUGGCGGCCAAUGUGGGAGGGUUUGCAGUUGACGGUUGCAGGGAGUUCAUGCCAAGUGGUGAUGAAGGAAGUGGUGGUGAAUUGACAUGUGCCGCAUGCGGUUGCCACCGCAACUUUCAUAGAAGGGAAGAAGAGGCGGUUGAGGUUGUGAAUGACCACAUAUCAUGUGCAGACUAAAACAAAUACUCCCUCUGUCCAACAUAGAUCUUCCCAGUCACUAUUCACAGGGUCAAACUUUACUCACUUUGUUUACUCAAUUUUACUAGUCAUUUCAUAAAAUAAUAUAUUCUUGUCACCUCUAGUUUUGUAGAACUUUUCAUGUAGUUUAUUACUAUAUAUAUAAAUUUUAUUUUAAAAUUUUACUCCUAUAAUCAAUUAAAUUGAAUUGA
This is a messenger RNA of Cuscuta campestris, 1628 nucleotides long. The record is from the annotation of a GenBank genome assembly. NCBI's taxonomy places the organism in Eukaryota, Viridiplantae, Streptophyta, Magnoliopsida, Solanales, Convolvulaceae.